Molecule: messenger RNA, 555 nt
Organism: Peromyscus eremicus (cactus mouse)
Lineage: Eukaryota; Metazoa; Chordata; Mammalia; Rodentia; Cricetidae
Gene: Shisal2a
Product: shisa like 2A
Exons: 3
Coding region: 1-555 (184 amino acids)
Source: RefSeq, a predicted model, not a curated record
AUGAGCGGCGCCUGCUCGAGCUACGUAAGCGCGGAGCAGGAGGUGGUGCGCGGCUUCAGCUGCCCGCGGCCGGGGGGCGAGGCGGCCGCCGUCUUCUGCUGCGGCUUCCGAGACCACAAAUACUGCUGCGACGACCCGCACAGCUUCUUCCCCUACGAGCACAGCUACAUGUGGUGGCUCAGCAUCGGAGCUCUUGUGGGACUCUCCACAGCAGCAGUGGUCCUUCUGGCCUUCAUUGUCACUGUUUGUGUGCUCUGCUACCUGUUCAUCAGCUCAAAGCCCCACACAAAGCUGGACCCAGGCUUAAGCCUACAGACAACAGGCUCUAAGAAGAUGUCACCUGACCAUCACGGUUUGAACACAGCGAUCACAAUGGAGGGAUCACACUCUCCCAGGCAGAGUUACUCUUUGAACUCACAACUGGAAAGCAAUGAAAGGCAGGCCAUGGGCCCCAGAAGUCUCCUCCAGCGCCACAUUGAGGCCACAGUGACCGCUAGCAACAUUCCAGGCAGCCCUGAAGAGGCCUCUGUCCCUACCCCGACCCAUGUGGACUAG